Daldinia childiae is the source of this 1029-nucleotide messenger RNA. RefSeq names its product 4-hydroxybenzoate polyprenyltransferase, mitochondrial. Lineage: Eukaryota; Fungi; Ascomycota; Sordariomycetes; Xylariales; Hypoxylaceae. The coding region runs from base 1 to 1029 and encodes 342 amino acids. Gene Ontology annotation, cellular component: mitochondrial inner membrane. Gene Ontology annotation, biological process: ubiquinone biosynthetic process. The record is from RefSeq and is a predicted model, not a curated record. The transcript has a single exon. Gene Ontology annotation, molecular function: 4-hydroxybenzoate polyprenyltransferase activity.
AUGGCUACUACCUCCUCCAAGACUCCUCUCGUGCCCGGGCACACCAAGGAGAAACAAGCCGUCCUCUUCGCUGACCUCCCGCCGUACUCAGAUCCCACAACAGGAUUCGUGUCAUGUCUUCCGCGGUCAUGGAUCCCCUAUGCCCAGCUUAUGCGUCUGGAGCGACCGGCAGGCCUGUAUGCCUUCUACUUCCCCUACCUAAUCGGACUCGUGUACGCUGCUUGUAUUGCGCCUGCUGCUCCUGAGCCCCUUGUCGUGCUACAACUAGCGGCGAUAUUCUUGCCCAUGAAUAUCCUCCUGCGUGGCGCUGCUUGCUGUUGGAACGACACCGUCGAUCAGGACUUCGAUAGACAGGUGGAGCGCUGUCGCCACCGUCCCGUGGCACGCGGCGCUGUCUCAACUACAUCAGCGCAUGUCUUCACUCUAGCGCUGCUGGCAGCCAUCUACCCCAUCUUGACCCUAUUUCCGUCGGGGUGUAAACUGCACAUGGCAAUUAGCGUCGUGCUGUUUUUCGUCUACGCACUCAUGAAGCGCGUGACGUACUACCCUCAGGUCUUCCUCGGUUUCCCCUUCGCCUGGGCUAUUUUCUUCUGCGCCGCCGCACUAGACGUAGACCCGUUCGGCGCACACGCCGCCCCGACUUCGGCUCUUUUUGGCGCCAACGUCUUGUGGACUAUCAUCUACGACACCAUCUACGCGCACCAGGACGUCAAGGACGACGAGAAGGCUGGUGUCAAGAGCAUGGCUUUGCGCUUCAGGAAUAAUACUAAAUUCCUGGCAAGCAGUUUGGCUGUGGCCAUGGUUGCUUUGCUCGCGCUAUGCGGCGUGUGGACGGGUAGCGGCACGCUCUACUACGUCGGGACCGUGGGGGGCGUUGCCGCCGCCAUGUCGUGGUAUAUCUAUAGCGUAGAUCUAGGGAAUCCGCAGAGCUGUGGAGCUUGGUUCCAUGACCAGUUCUGGAUCGUCGGUGGCACUCUGAUGGCUGGAUUUACUGCCGAGUAUUUGUGCCGUGCGGCCGGUGACUUCUAG